AUGCAGCGCGUAGGGACUUCCCGACCUGGGCUAGUCUCUUCGGUGUCGAGGUUUUGUCGCUACUCUACCAACAAGCCUGACAAGUCUUCCCAGCCCAGGCAGCUGGUUACAGAAUGGGGAGGCAUCGUCAUUCCAAGUCGCUCGGAAAUUCAGGAGAAGGAGAAGGAGCAGAUCCGUAAACUCGAGGAAUCGAAAACCGAUUUGAGCUAUCUGAAGAACGCCUCGAAUCACAGCUUGGCUGCCCGUCUCGCGCGUCGCAAGGAUGCUGCUCCCGCAUCCCCACCACCGGCAAAAGUUGAACCUAUCUCACCUGAAGCCAUGGAGGAAAUGAUUCAAAAGCGACGGGAGAUUCGUCUGGCAAGAGAAAAGGCGGAAGCAGAGAGAGCUAUGCGCCUUUACACACCUAACGCGGCACUCAAAAAUUCUUUGGAGACUGUGGCAGCAAAUUAUCAAUCUACCCCAACCGUAUUGCCACGAACACAAUCCCUGCGUAUGGGCAAUGUUCGGCCUCCUUCCGACAAUGCUCCACGAACCAGGAAUGCACGACCUUCGCGCCAAGAUGUACCCCGUGUCGAUAACGCUCCACGACGUUCUGGCAACGUUGAACGAGUACGGGAGCGUCCCCAAGUAUCUGUACAUCCUGUCAUUUCUGACUCAACCAUUGAAAAUGCUUCACAUGAGGCACCUGUAGAGGAUGUCCAGGAUGACGGGGAACAACCAGCGGUUACAGACCAGCUGACUUUAGAUGAUAUAACUCGGGCAACCAUCCGUACUAAUGACUUAGAGCGUGCUGAUGAUCGUAGCAGCCGUCGAGGCCGCAUCGCUACUUCCCAAGCCAAAAAGUUGGAGAAACGUAUUCGCGACGGACUUGUCGACGAGGGCGAGGCCACAAAAUUUAAGAAUUCCGGAAUUGUCAUCAAGCAAAAAUUCGUCACAAAGGAAGCAAUCCAGGUCAAUAUUGAGCAACGGCGACAAGCGCGCCUUGACCGCGAGCAAGAGUCUGAGGCCAAUGGCAGAAGACAAGCUCGAAGGGGCCCGAAUACAAGGUUGACUAAACGAGAAACAGACAGCACCUCGAUGCAACCCCUCGAGGAUGGAGCAGAAGUGGACUUUAGUGCAGAGGUGAACUUGGGCGAGAUGUCCAUUUCGGAAGAUGUGGUGAACGUAGAUCCUGCCUACACUGAGGAACCCGAAUCUAUCUCGGCCACGCUCACCGACAUUUUCAAAGGCACCUCUGCCUUUAGAAGCGCAGGAUUCAAAAAGGUCGGCCUUCGAAAGGCUGGCCUUAUAAAAGAGAACUACUCCAUAUACGUGCCAGAUUCAACAGCAGCCCUCUUCUCCGUUCCCGCUCGCGAACUUUCUGCUGUAGAUAUUGCCAAUCUGGCUCUUGCACAUCACUCGGAGAUCGAUGUCCCCAGGCGCAAGGUAGCUCUCGAUUUGAUUGCGGCUGCUACUCGCCCCCGUUCAGCUGGCAUACAAGCAAAUUCUUAA
Messenger RNA from Psilocybe cubensis, 1491 nucleotides. RefSeq lists its product as uncharacterized. The coding region runs from base 1 to 1491 and encodes 496 amino acids. NCBI's taxonomy places the organism in Eukaryota, Fungi, Basidiomycota, Agaricomycetes, Agaricales, Agrocybaceae. The record is from RefSeq and is a predicted model, not a curated record. The transcript has 2 exons.